This is a messenger RNA of Suncus etruscus (white-toothed pygmy shrew), 2088 nucleotides long. Its product is annotated as zinc finger protein 343-like. Gene Ontology annotation, cellular component: nucleus. The record is from RefSeq and is a predicted model, not a curated record. Lineage: Eukaryota; Metazoa; Chordata; Mammalia; Eulipotyphla; Soricidae. Gene Ontology annotation, molecular function: zinc ion binding; RNA polymerase II cis-regulatory region sequence-specific DNA binding; DNA-binding transcription factor activity, RNA polymerase II-specific. The transcript has 7 exons. Gene Ontology annotation, biological process: regulation of transcription by RNA polymerase II; central nervous system development. Bases 1 to 2088 code for a protein of 695 amino acids.
AUGGAGCCUCCAGCAGUGACGUGCUGUCCCCAGGACAUGGUGACCUUCCCUGAUGUGGCCAUAAUCUUUUCUGUGGAGGAGUGGCCAUGCUUGGAUGCUGCUCAGAGGAAACUCUAUAAAGACGUGAUGCUGGAGACCUACAAGCACCUGCAGGCAGUAGGGCAUUCCAGACUGAAGCCUGCGCUGAUCUCCUGGUUGGAAGGUAGAGCACUGGGGAGGCUACCAAGACAUGUGUUUUCAGCAAAAGCAAAGCCAGAAAUCUACCCAUGCUCCUUCUGCUCACUGGCUUUCUCCAGUCAGAACUUCCUCAAUCAUCACCUGAAACAAAGUCAUCCCUCUCGGAUCCUCACAGGAGUAUGUGCAAGAGAGCAAGCACAAGUAGAGAAUUCCUAUUCACAUGAACAGAACCCAUGGCAACAGCAUUCUAAAUCAUAUAAUGACAAUCCAAGAAAUGACACACUUGAAAGUCAAAAGCAGAAAGAAGUCUACAAACCUUUGCCUAAAAAGAUGAGGUAUAAAAGAAUUUCAACAGUCUUUUCUCAAGUAUGUCACCUUCUAAUAGGGGACUCCAAUAAAUAUGAGAUGGUAAAAGAGGAAGAAACUAACACAAGGCAGGAAGAAAAUCAAAAGGACACAGUUAGAGUAGAUCAAGGACUAGGAAAGCCAAGAAUUUUAAGAGAAAAGAAAGUGAGACCUGGGCAGGGAUGCACCGAUGGGUCAAGUGUGACACACCAAAGGGCACAAACACUGGAGAAGCCAUGUGUUUGCAUGGAGUGUGGGCAAAGUUUUAGUCGGAAGUCAUAUCUCAUCAGACACCAGAGGACACACAGCGGGGAGAGACCCUAUGUUUGUAGUGAGUGUGAGCAAGGCUUCAGUGAUAUAUCAGGUCUCAUCAGGCACCAGAGGAUACACACAGGUGAGAAGCCCCACGUUUGCAGGGAGUGUGGGCGAGGAUUCAGUCAGAGUUCAAAUCUCAUUGCACACCAGAGAAUACACACAGGGGAGAAGCCCUAUAUUUGCAUGGAGUGUGGACGAGGCUUCAGUCGGAGGUCACAUCUCAUCACACACCAAAGGACACACACGGGGGAGAAGCCCCAUGUUUGCAGUGAGUGUGGGCGAGGCUUUAGUCUGAGUUCAAAUCUCAUCACACACCAGAGGAUACACACACAGGAUAAGCCCCAUGUUUGCAGGGAGUGUGGGCGAGGCUUCAGUCUGAAGUCAAGUCUCAUCACACAUCAGAGGACACACACAGGGGAGAAGCCGUAUGUUUGCAUGGAGUGUGGGCGAGGCUUCAGUCAGAGGUCAAAUCUCAUCACACACUGGAGGACACACACAGGGGAGAAGCCUUAUGUUUGCAGGGAGUGUGGGCGAGGCUUUAGUCAGAGUUCACAUCUCAGCAUCCAUGAGAAAACACACAGUGAAGAGAAGCCCCUUGCUUGCAGGGAUUGUGGAGAAAGGAAGCUCUAUAGAGACCUGAUCCUGCAAAUCUACGAGCACAUUCGGCCUUUAGCUGAGAGCGGCCCUGGACACACAGCUGUGGGCUACAUCCCAGGAUGUGGAGAGCCUGCUCUUUUGUUGCCUCCAUACUCUGCUGGCCUGCACAACCUCAAGGACCAUUUUCAGGUGUGUCUGACCCUGGACUCUGACACUGCCCAUCGCAUCCUGUGUCCCAGGACCAGAAAACAGUCAGUUUUUACCCCCUCAGCAAAGCAGGUGGACGCAUGUUUCCAACUCUCCUUGGAGUGGCGCCUUGUACCUACCAGAGGACGAAUUGCAGAAUCCCCUCCAGGCCCUGUGGAAGGCUGGAAUGGGCCCAGAGCAGCUGAGGUCAGAGCUGCAACAACCUGCUCCUGCUUCAUAGUCUCAGGCCUGCCUUUGCCCAUGGCAGCGGGUGUGACCAUGGCCCUGGUGGCCUCCCUGACUGAGCUGCAAGCAGAGGCCCACUGCCCCAUGUGCCAGGCUUUCCUGCAGGAGCCUGUGACCCUGGAAUGUGGCCACAACUGCUGUGGCUCAUGCCUGCAGCAGCACUGGGAGCACCUGCACGACGUCCUGCCCUGCCCCGCCCCGUGUGCUUGCACUCCUGCAUAG